AUGAAUGGUGUUAUAAAAGUCUUGGUCAGUUUUUAUUGCAAGGAUCAAGAAGGCGCAUUUGAGCAUCAUCGAAGCCGGGUAAUUGUUGAUCUCGAGAAACAGUCAAAUGUAACAUCUUUAAAGAAACAUCUAAUAGAUUUCCUUGGACUAAAAGAGCAGGCGAAAAAGUUUGGCCUUGGUCCUUUUGCGCUCAAAUUGUAUCGUUUAGCAAAAGCUUCUGGAGGUGGAAAAGCCGUUGAAAACUUUGCUAUUGUCUCUGAUAGUCGGUGGAAGUUGGAAGCAGUGAGCCUUAUUGCGGAAGAGAGCAACAGCGAGUUAAAUGGUAUGUAGCCCCUGAGCAAUGGGGGUUGACGGGGUUGUGGACAUCGGAGAAACCGGGGGGGGGGGAGGUUAAGCGAUCUUGAAACUGUUGGAAGUCUUGGAAGACCCUUGGGGGUGAUUAAAUAUAGCUAUUUUUCCAUGAUUAUCAGCACUUUCUCAUUUUCAUAUACCAGAAUGACAAUUGUAUGGCCUUAAAACAUAUAAUAUAUAGACAUAUAACAUUGACUGUGAUUUCAGUUCAUGUUAUUCAAGAGGAUGUAAAUUGGACAGGAAAGUAUGGAAUUGUCAUUCCUAGACCUGCACAGAGAGCCGAGAGUCCAUCAACAAGUGGAGCUGCUUAA
Molecule: messenger RNA, 662 nt
Organism: Paramuricea clavata
Lineage: Eukaryota; Metazoa; Cnidaria; Anthozoa; Malacalcyonacea; Plexauridae
Source: the annotation of a GenBank genome assembly